AUGCGUCGUGCUAGAACCCGUGAAAUUAUUCCCUUUGAUCCGGAGAUUGAAAGAACUUUCAGAGCACUAAGAAAGAAGAAGGUACUAGCCAUGGAGAACGGACAACAGAAUGAGCAACCACGUGCCUUGCACGAUUAUAUACGACUAGUUGUGAGUGACAACUACUCGGGUAUUAGACGCCAAACCAUUAAUGCCAACAAUUUUGAGCUCAAACCCGCUUUGAUCAGCAUAGCGCAACAAGCGCAAUUCAGUGGAUCACCACUUGAUGAUCCCAAUAUUCAUUUGACGAUGUUUUUGAAAAUUUGCGACACUAUAAAGAUCAAUGGUGUUACUGAAGACACCAUUAAACUGAGAUUAUUUCCUUUUUCUUUGAGGGUCAAGGCAAGAGUUUAUGUUGCAUCUGGGGGAACUUUGAUGUCAAAGACACUCGAGGGUGCUACUUCUCUUUUGGAAGAGAUGAUCUCAAUUACCUUUCAAUGGCCAACCGAAGGAACUAUGGCUAAGAAAGUUGCUGGAAUUCAUGAAUUGGAGUCGUUUGGUGCCCUUUCAGCUCAAGUUGCUUCUCUAUCCCAUCAGAUUUCAGCUUUGACAACCUAG
Messenger RNA from Malania oleifera, 597 nucleotides. RefSeq lists its product as uncharacterized. The transcript has 2 exons. Lineage: Eukaryota; Viridiplantae; Streptophyta; Magnoliopsida; Santalales; Ximeniaceae. The coding region runs from base 1 to 597 and encodes 198 amino acids. The record is from RefSeq and is a predicted model, not a curated record.